UUCAUUUUAAUGACAGACAUCCGGAGGACAACAUGCUUGUUCCCCCAGUGCACUUCAUCAUUUUCUUUCUCCUCUUCCAGCUCACAGGGCCAGUAACCUCUGGAGCUCUGAAGGAGCUAGUUGGUGACCUUGGUGGGUCUGUGACUUUCCCUCUGAAGCUCCCAGGAAUUCAGAUUGACAGCAUUGUCUGGAUCUUCAACACAACCCCCCUCAUCACCAUACAACCAAGAACGCCAGACAGACAAGCCAAUGUCAUAGUGACCCACAGUCAUAAUAAGAAAAGGGUGGAUUUCCUACAUGGAAACUACUCCCUGAAGCUCAGCAAACUGAAUAAGAGUGACUCGGGUGACUACCACGUGGUGAUAUACAGCUCUUCCUUCAAAGAGCCCUUCAUCCAGCGGUAUGGGCUGCGUGUCUAUGAGCACCUAUCAAAGCCCAAGGUUACCAUGGGUCUGCAGAACAAAGAGAAUGGCACCUGUGUGACUAAUUUGACCUGCUUCGUGGACCAGGGAGGAGAGGAUGUGACCUACAGCUGGGAGUCCCUGGGGCAGGCAGCCAAUGAGUCCUAUAAUGGCUCCAUCCUCCCCAUAUCCUGGAGGCUGGGGAAAGGGGGCAUGACCUUCAUCUGCGUGGCCAGGAACCCCAUCAGCAGCAAUUCUUCAAAUCCUGUCUUUGCCUGGAAGCUCUGUGAAGGUACUGCUGAUGACUCCGAAUCCUCCGUGGUCCUGUACUUCCUGGGAGCAUUGCUCUUCAUGCUCACUGCCUUUACCCUGGUGCCAGUUAUUCUGUUUAUGCGGAGAGAAAGAAGAAAAGAGUCCAUUGAAGAGAAGAAGGGAAUGGAUACUCAUCAGGAAAUUCUUAACUACUAUCCCCCUUCUGGAGAGACCCCAGUGUAUGACACAAUCAGUUGUGUUUAUAACUGUAUUCCAGAAGAAAAUUCUGCAAAUACACUUUAUUUCUCUGUGCAAAUACCCCCAAAGAUGGAGAAACCCCACUCUCCCCCCACAUCGCCAGACACACCAAAGUCAUUUGCCUAUGAGAACGUCAUCUAAACACCAAUACAUCCCUUCUGCCUCCCCGCAAAGGAAAAAAAAUCACUGAAUUGACCAGAAAUAUUGAGGAAGAAUGAAGAACACUGACUUCCUUCCAGAAUAACUCUCCUCUCUACUCCUUCAUAUUUGAGUUCCUAACGCCAUCGACUCCUGAGAAAUCUCCUCAAACCCCAUAUGUGUAACUAUCCCUUCCUGGAAAUGUUACUGUGAAUUUAUCAUGCAAUCCCAAGCAAGAGGCUUAGAAGUAUCUCUAUUGAAAUGUCAAUGCAUUGUCCAUCAUACGAAUGACAGCUCCCGUUCCAGGGCUUGGAGAUCAGGACUAGACCAAGAGUCUUGUGGCCAAAAGGGUGAGAACAUAGGAAUAGCAGACAUUCCCAGAAGAAGCAGGGGUAGCAACCAGAAAUGGAGUCAUUAACCAACUCAUUACCUAUGUGCCUGGCACUGUGCUGUGCUUACACUGAUUUUGGUCAGGUGUGCUCUCUGCUCUCAUGAAAUUAGUUCCUCGUGAAUGACUUCAGUGGGCAUUAGCAGCAGAUCUGACCACAAAUUCCCAAGAACAAGAGAGUCAGGUAUGGAUCCAUAGGACCUGGGAGCCAAAGUGUCCAAGGACAGAGAAGCCAUGUAGAAGAUGGGGUUUGGCUGGAUGGAUUCUCUGAAGUGUACCUGGCCCGAAGACAAGGACCAAUGGCCUCAGCUUUACUUACACUCUGCAGUGCAAGUGAGAAGCCAGGGCCUUAGGGCUUGUUCAGAAGCACAUCUCAAUAGAGAAACUCCACAUCUCAAUGGAGAUGUCACCUUUAGAAUAUAUUAUAAAAGACUUGGAGAUAGGGGUGAUUGUGUGUAAAUAUUUAAAGUCACAUAGUCUGUUCACCUAAUAUUUAUUGAAGAUCUCGGCCAGGUCAGUCUGGCAAA
Messenger RNA from Nyctereutes procyonoides (raccoon dog), 1964 nucleotides. It is a transcript of the gene SLAMF7, whose product is annotated as SLAM family member 7. The transcript is spliced from 7 exons. The record is from RefSeq and is a predicted model, not a curated record. Gene Ontology annotation, cellular component: external side of plasma membrane. Bases 33 to 1052 code for a protein of 339 amino acids. Gene Ontology annotation, biological process: T cell activation. NCBI's taxonomy places the organism in Eukaryota, Metazoa, Chordata, Mammalia, Carnivora, Canidae.